Messenger RNA from Rhea pennata, 2304 nucleotides. It is a transcript of the gene SLC15A2, whose product is annotated as solute carrier family 15 member 2. Gene Ontology annotation, biological process: dipeptide import across plasma membrane. NCBI's taxonomy places the organism in Eukaryota, Metazoa, Chordata, Aves, Rheiformes, Rheidae. The transcript is spliced from 23 exons. Bases 111 to 2300 code for a protein of 729 amino acids. The record is from RefSeq and is a predicted model, not a curated record. Gene Ontology annotation, cellular component: plasma membrane. Gene Ontology annotation, molecular function: dipeptide transmembrane transporter activity.
GAAGCAGCAACCUUACGUUCAUUCCCUAAAUUUACAUCAGACUCAUCCUCAAGUUUAAACAGUUCGUAUUGCCCAUUUUUUUAAUCUUGGCCAGCUUUGCUGCUAUCUUCAUGGAAGUCCCUCCAUCUGGGGACGCUCCUCUGACACCUUUCUUUGAGACUUGCUGCAAAUAUUUCCGAGACGAUCCCCCCAGAGGAGACUUCCCUGUUCAGAAAAAAUCCCCGAAACUUUGUGGCUCCAACUACCCCCUGAGCAUUGCUUUCAUUGUGGUGAAUGAGUUCUGUGAGCGCUUCUCCUACUAUGGCAUGAGAGCUGUCUUGACACUGUAUUUCAUCAGCUUCUUCCAUUGGGAUGAGAAUCUCUCCACCUCUGUGUACCAUGCCUUUUCUGCUCUCUGUUAUUUCACACCUGUCAUUGGAGCCAUCAUGGCAGACUCAUGGCUGGGGAAAUACAAGACGAUCAUCUACCUCUCCAUUGUGUAUGUGAUUGGCCAUCUGAUAAAGUCAGUCGGAGCAAUUCCAUCCAUGGGGAACCAGGUUGUUCAUGUGGUCCUGUCUAUGACUGGUCUAUUUUUGAUCGCCCUUGGAACAGGAGGUAUCAAGCCCUGUGUCUCUGCAUUUGGUGGGGACCAGUUUGAAGAGGAACAUACCUCGGAGAGAAGCAAGUUUUUUUCUGUCUUCUAUUUAUCCAUUAAUGCUGGAAGUCUGAUCUCCACGUUUGUUACUCCUGUAUUGAGAGGGGAUGUGAAAUGUUUUGGAGAGGAUUGUUACGCACUGGCCUUUGGUGUCCCAGCAGCACUGAUGGUGUUAGCCCUUGUUGUGUUCGUUGCUGGAAGUGGACUAUACAGAAAAACACCACCGCAAGGGAAUGUCUUACUUGAAGUGUGCAAGUGCAUUGGAUUUGCUAUCAAAAACCGGCUGAAAAACCGCUCCCGUCAGAUUCCAAAGAGAGAUCACUGGCUAGACUGGGCGUCAGAAAAAUACUCAAAAAAACUGAUCGGUGAGGUUAAAAUGGUGACACGUGUUCUCUUCCUGUUCAUACCACUACCGAUGUUCUGGGCCCUAUUUGAUCAACAGGGAUCCAGAUGGACUUUGCAAGCCACGAAGAUGAAUGCUGAUUUUGGAAUAUACGUCCUUCAGCCUGACCAAAUGCAGUUCUUAAAUCCACUUCUUAUUCUUGUCUUCAUUCCCAUUUUUGACCUUGGGCUCUACCCACUUAUAAACAUGUGCAAAUUUAAUUUCACACCUAUUAGGAAAAUGGCAACAGGUAUGAUCCUUGCAGGGAUGGCAUUUGGACUUGCAGCCAUUGUAGAAGUCAAAAUAAAUGAAACCGAUAUGCCUCAACUUGUUCCAAAAGAAAGUUUAAUUCAGGUCCUGAAUUUGGCAAAGAACCCUGUUCAAGUGACAAUUCAAGACCAGCACCUAUUUCAGCAGCCCACAGUGGCUUUUCAGAACCCAGCUGAGUACUCAAAAUUAAUAUUGAAUGGAGAGCAACAGAGCCUUCACUUCACCCUGCAACAUCAAGGAUUGUCUCUUGCUUUUAACUACACCGUGAAGGAAAAAUCAGUAUACAGCUUAAUUGUUUUUGAGGCAGAAGGAAGCCUAUCAAGUCGCUUAAUUACAGACUUGGAAGCAAAGCCAGAAAACGGUUUGGCAGCAGUUAGAUUUAUUAACGGUUUGAGCCAAGAUGUCAACCUCACCAUUGACAGCAAACAGUUCAUUGCCAUUCAGAAAAACUACAGUGUUUCUGAGUACACACUGCUUGAGAGGGACAAAUACAGUAACGGAAGGUGUAUAACUGAAGCGGGGGAGUUCACCCUGGAUCUAGGGCUGCUCGACUUUGGCGCAUCAUACACUGUUGUGAUAACUAAUAUAUCUAGAGGCGCCCUUCAGAUAUGGAAGUCAGAAGAUAUCAAAGCCAACAAUGUCCAUAUGGCUUGGCAGUUACCACAGUACUUAUUAAUAUCUGCUGGUGAAGUGAUGUUCUCUAUCACGGGACUAGCCUUCUCCUAUUCUCAGUCUCCAGCCAGCAUGAAGUCAGUGCUCCAGGCAGGCUGGCUGCUCACGGUGGCAUUUGGGAAUGCGUUUGUGCUCGUUAUUGCCCAGGCUGCACCAAUGGCACAGUGGGCUGAAUUUGUCUUAUUCACUGUUCUCCUCUUUGCUGUGUGCGUUAUUUUCUCCAUCAUGGGAUAUUUCUAUGUCAGUGUGGAUCCAGAGGACCUGCAAGAAAAGGAAGAGAAGAGAGAGACCCCAAGCAGAGGAAACGUGAUUAGUCUUGUUACUCAAAAAACAAAGCUCUAACACA